Dermatophagoides pteronyssinus (European house dust mite) is the source of this 3518-nucleotide messenger RNA. RefSeq names its product RAS p21 protein activator vap (gene vap). Gene Ontology annotation, biological process: regulation of GTPase activity. Lineage: Eukaryota; Metazoa; Arthropoda; Arachnida; Sarcoptiformes; Pyroglyphidae. Gene Ontology annotation, molecular function: protein binding. The record is from RefSeq and is a predicted model, not a curated record.
UUUGCUGAUUUAGAGAUGUUGUUACUGUAAGAAACAAAAAUAAAUGAAUAAAUGAUGUUAUCUGUAUGAUCAUGGAUAUAGCUAAACGAUCAGUAUCAUCUGCAUGUCAACAAUCUACAAAAACAACAACAAAUCAUCAACAACAACCAUCAAUGUCAUCACGUAAUUUGUCAGGUAUUAAUACAGCCGGUUAUUCAUCAUCGGAAUUUUCAUUUCCAAAUUCUUCCGAUUCUUACAUAACGGAUCUAAUAGGUCAAUCACAAUCAAAUUCAAGUCCAACUCAUCAAUAUGUAAAACCGCCUGCACCAUUACCACCACCAUUAAUGUUACAACAACAAAGACAGCAAAAAUGUUUAUCAAAUUUUUUAAAUGAUACAUUUGCCUGUUCAAAUACACAAUCACCUCAACCACAAUCACCAGGACCAUCUUCAUCAUUAGCCGCAUCUACAUCGAUUACUGGUUUUAGCAGUACAAGCGGUAGUUGUAGUGCUUCUCUUAUGAAUGGAUUUAAUCAGGAUAUACCAAAUCUGACAGAAGUUGCGCCAUCUCGAUCUCAAUGGUAUCAUGGUCGUUUGGAUAGAAAAGAAUCAGAAGGUCGAUUAAUUCGUUGUACAUUGCAAUCAUAUUUAAUUCGAGAAUCGGAUCGAAAACCAGGGUCUUAUGUAUUGUCGUUUCUUGGACUUACCGGUAUCAAUCAUUUUCGUGUAACUGCUAUUUGUGGUGAUUAUUAUUUUGGUGGUAAACAAUUUAGCUCUCUUGAAGAAUUAGUUGGUUUCUAUACGAUAUGUUCUGAUUUAUUGAAAAAUGAACGUCUUGUUAAUCCAGUUCCACCACCUGAACCGAUUCGAAAUAAAGAUCGUCGUGUGGUUGCUAUACUACCUUAUACAAAAAUGCAUGAAACAGAUGAACUUAGCUUUCGAAAAGGCGAUAUUUUUAUUGUUCACAAUGAAAUGUCUGAUCGUUGGCUUUGGUGUACGAAUCUCCGGAAUCAAGAAUCCGGAUUAGUAUUUGCCGAUCUAGUCGAACAAGUGGAUGAUGACACUGAUCCAAACGAAGUGUACGGCUGGUUUCAUUCACGAAUUACCAAAGAAGAAGCAUUUGAAAAAUUAGCUCGUUCUGGACCAGGAUCGUUUCUGGUUCGACCUAGCGAUAAUUCACCAGGAGAUUAUUCAAUAUUUUUUCAUGUUGAUAAUUCGGUCCAACGAUUCCGUAUCGAACGUCAUAGCGAUAAAUAUGUGAUGGGUGGCCGUAUUUUUCCUACACUUGAAGCCGUUAUACAACGAUAUAAAGAGGAACAGAUUGUAGAAGGUCAUCGAUUAUUGAAACCAGUAAUAAAAGCACCAUAUGAAACACGAUGGUCUGCUAGUCGAGCGGAAGAACUUCGUUCUACCGCCGAUAGUAUAUAUGCUACUAUUCGUGAAUGUCGUGAAAUGGCACAAUCUUGUCAAGAUGGACAGAAACGAGGUUAUUUAUAUAAAAAAUCCAAUAAAUCGAAAAAAUGGAAAAAUCUUUACUGUGUAUUGAAUGCUAAAGAGGCAAUGCUAUAUUUUUAUGAUAGUCCAAAACGUGCACGUCCAAAAUCGAUUGUUCAUCUUUCAUAUUCGGCUCUUUAUAUGGUACACGAUUCUUUAUUUGAUCGAUCAAAUUGUUUCCAAUUGGUUGAACGAACUUUACCAUGCAUUUCUACCAUUUAUUACCUGAGUGCUUCUGAUCAAGACCAAGCACAAGAAUGGAUGCAAGCAAUAAGGCCUCAAUGUUCGCCCAAUUUAUCGACUGUCAAUUCGAGAAUAUUCCGUGCUGUUCAUGAAGAUCCACAUUUUGGGACAGCUGCAUUCAAUGGUGCUGCAGCAGUUGCAGCUGCUGCAACGGGCAUCGUUGAUGAAUCGGUCAGUCCGACUAGAAAAGUAGGUUCUAGCUUUAAUAGUUCACCUGCUGCAUCGGCAAGCGGAGCCAAAGGUGUUUCUCGUUUACGUUCAUUGUAUAUAACCAUGAUUGAGGCACAUCGUCUUCCAGUUAAAAUUACUCCCCAUCCAUUUGUUGUGAUUUCAUUAAACACGGUCAAAGUAGCACAAACUUCAGUCAAAUGUCCACCGGAUCCAAUUUGGGAAGAAGAUUUUGUUCUUGAAGACAUUCCGGCAGAUGUGACCUAUUUUAAAUUGACUUUGCUAAACAAAGGCAAACGAUCGAAAGAUUCAGAAUCGGCUGAAAUUAAUAUCGAACUUAGCCGUUUUCAAUCGGGAGAAGAAUUUGAAGAAUGGCUUCAUUUUUCUGGCCUAACAUUACUGACUCGUGAUUGGGGAUCGGUUCGUGUUCGUGUUCGUUUUGUUAAUGAACUUAUCAUGCCAUUAGCUGAAUAUUCACCACUCAAAGAUCUUUUAUUGGGUGAUGAUCUUGAAGUUAUUGCCAUGUGUGAAAAACUUUGCUAUCAUGAUCGUUCGACAUUAGCCGCAGCUUUGCUGAAAAUAUCUCGCUAUCAAAGACGCGAAUGUCAUCUUAUUCAGGCUUUAUUGGAACGAGAAAUUCAACUUGAAACGGAUGUUUCGUGUUUAUUUCGACCAAAUUCUUUGACAACAACAUUGAUCGAUCAAUACAUGAAAGCGACAUGUCAGGAUUUUCUUGUCAAAUCUUUAACCGAUCCGAUUAACAAAGUUUUCGAUUCUAAGGCAUCAUGUGAAUUGAAUCCGGCUAAGCUUGAUUCUCCAAGUGAAGCUUGUUCAAAUGCUGAAAACUUGCUUAAUAUUUUGGACGAAAUUGUUGAAGUGAUAUUUUCAAAUGCUCACCACUGUCCACCAACUGUUCGAUACAUUUGUGCAUCGAUCAAAAGAGCUGUCAGUCUAAAAUGGCCAAACGAUCAAUUAGUUCGAACACGCGCUGUUUCAGCAUUUAUUUUUCUUAGGCUUAUCUGUCCGGCAAUAUUAAAUCCUCGACAUUUUGGUCUUAUAUCUGAAAUGCCAUCGGAAACAGCAUUAAGAACAUUGAUUUUGGUAGCUAAAUCAUUACAAAAUCUUGCUAAUCUCGUUGAAUUUGGAACAAAGAGCAUUUUCAUAACGCCUGAUCGAUUCGAACCGCCUCCGCCUCCUAAUGUUAAACGGGAACCUUGGAUGGAAGUAGUGAAUCCAUUUAUAUUAAAAAAUAAAUCUCGUAUGAUCAAAUAUAUUGAUGAACUGGCAUCAUCAUCAUAUUGUUCUAGUAAUAAUAAUAAUAAUAAUAAUGGUGGUAUUGAUCAAAUGGAACCAGAUUUGAUAAUCAAAUGUCAACCAGAUCGUGAAUUGGCUACCAUACAUUCGAUAUGCGAAACACAUCUGUCACAGAUUCAAAUACAGGCACAUAAUAAUGCAACAUUAAAAAAAUUGGCCACUGUCAUCGAAAUGUUGACCGCCCAUAAACAUAAAUAUAUGGACAUGAUUUAGAGAAAAAACAAACCAAAGAAUAAAAUUGUCAUCAUAUGUAAAACUCGAUAUUUAUGACCAACCAAUGGACUUACAAACCAAUCCCAAAAAAAUAAUAAAUGAAAAUCC